AUGCCGAUUGCUCUCCUCAAGUUUCCAAUAGAUCUUCUUCGAGAUAUUUUCAAACUCUGCGAUCCGUUUGAAUUUGCCAAUCCAGCGGACACCGUGGUACAUCAUUACUAUAUAAGAGUUCGACGAUACUGA
Molecule: messenger RNA, 132 nt
Organism: Caenorhabditis briggsae
Lineage: Eukaryota; Metazoa; Nematoda; Chromadorea; Rhabditida; Rhabditidae
Exons: 2
Coding region: 1-132 (43 amino acids)
Source: RefSeq, a predicted model, not a curated record